AUGGUUGACACUGCAGCAUCUUCACAAACAGCGGAAAAGACCACCUAUGGCUUACCCAAACCCAUUCCUGCGUAUUAUCCCCACCCUGGGUCAAAACUUUACGCUGAUAAAGAAUUCUACGAUAAAAUCGCCAAUAGUAAGAAGACUUUAGUCAAGGAAUACAGAUGUCCACCAAGAUCAGGAAUUGCUUUCCAAGUCCCUGCUAAGUCAGUUUUUAGGUUAACCACUCCUGAAGGACCUCAAGUUUUGGAUUUAAACAUCUGGAACUUACACAAUCCUAGAGAAAGAUUCUGGGCUGCUAGAACCAGACAAUUACAUUCAGCUCAUGUUUCUACUUAUGAUAGAUUAUGGUCCAACUUACCUUAUUUGAGACCUUUGGUGACAAUUACUGGCGACAGUUUGAACGCAAGACACGAUGAAUGGGGUGGUAGAGCUCACGAUACUUUAGGAACUAGAUGUGAUCCUUAUGUCGAUAAAUUGAUCAGUGGUGAAGAUAAUGACUUACAUUGUCACUCUAACUUAACCAGAGCUAUUUUACCUUAUGGCUUGACGGAAUUUGAUGUCCAUGAUGUUUUGAAUGUGUUCCAAAUCACGGGAUUAACUGAAAAUGAUCAAUAUUUCAUGGAAGCUUGUCCUGCUACCAAAGACGAUUAUUUCGAGAUGUUUGCCGAACAAGACUUGUUAGUAGCUAUCAGUGCUUGUCCUGGAGGAGAUUUAUCUCAAUGGGGAUGGGGAGAAACAGAUGAUAAUGCUCAAACUAUGACUGAUUGUUGCAGACCUUUAGGAGUUGAAAUUUACUCUAUUGAGGAAGAGGUCUUAGAAGGUUGGACUGCUCCUGAAUGCCCUCAAUAUAAGGGUAACCAUGGAUUGAAAGGACCAUCUUCAUGA
Messenger RNA from Yamadazyma jaroonii, 888 nucleotides. The record is from the annotation of a GenBank genome assembly. Lineage: Eukaryota; Fungi; Ascomycota; Pichiomycetes; Serinales; Debaryomycetaceae.